Molecule: messenger RNA, 756 nt
Organism: Ostreococcus lucimarinus CCE9901
Lineage: Eukaryota; Viridiplantae; Chlorophyta; Mamiellophyceae; Mamiellales; Bathycoccaceae
Gene: ClpP3
Product: chloroplast Clp protease, subunit of ClpP peptidase complex
Exons: 8
Coding region: 1-756 (251 amino acids)
Biological process (GO): protein quality control for misfolded or incompletely synthesized proteins
Cellular component (GO): endopeptidase Clp complex
Molecular function (GO): ATPase binding; serine-type endopeptidase activity; ATP-dependent peptidase activity
Source: RefSeq, a predicted model, not a curated record
AUGUUUCGUCUCACCCCUACAGUGACGGCGAGCUCUAGCUCUGUUCGCGUGCGAGCUUCACGGGCGAGCAAGUUCCGCCCUGGCGAGCCAUUUCCAGAAGUUUUGCAGAAGACUAGUCGCCGCAUCAUUAUGAACGACCGCGGGCGACAUGCUAUUACGCAGGUCAUACCGAGCUUGCAAGGGGAUGCGUCCACUCAGUCUCCUCCUGAUCUUCCAUCCUUCAUUUUCAAAGAGAGGAUCGUUUACUUGGGCAUGACCCUUGUACCUUCAGUGACAGAGUUGAUUCUUGCCGAACUGCUCUACUUGCAGUAUGAAGAUAAGAAAAAGCCAAUACAACUGUACAUUAACUCGACAGGGUCUUCGAAGGAUGGGCAAAAAUAUGGGUAUGAUACUGAGGCGUUUGCUAUAUAUGAUACAAUCCAGUAUGUAUCUCCUCCUGUACACACCAUAGCAGUAGGAACAGCUUGGGGUGAGGCUGCGAUGUUGUUGGCUGCAGGUAGUAGGGGUAAUCGCGCGGCGUUGCCUUCUGCCAGUAUUAUGUUGAAGCAACCAUUGAGCGCUUUUCGUGGACAGGCAUCUGAGUUGGAAAUUCAACGCCAGGAGAUGCGAAAUACUAAAAGACAAAUGCUGGAGAUAUUAGCGAAGACGACCGGCAAGGACAUCGCCACCGUUGAAAGCGAUAUAAAUCGCCCUCUUUACUUCGACCCUACCGAAGCAGUGAAAUAUGGCUUGAUAGACAAGGUACUAUCGGACUAG